Molecule: messenger RNA, 1626 nt
Organism: Diaporthe amygdali
Lineage: Eukaryota; Fungi; Ascomycota; Sordariomycetes; Diaporthales; Diaporthaceae
Exons: 6
Coding region: 1-1626 (541 amino acids)
Molecular function (GO): heme binding; iron ion binding; monooxygenase activity
Source: RefSeq, a predicted model, not a curated record
AUGUCUGCCUCUGAGUCUAUCUUCGCAUUGGCGAAGUACUUCGUCUAUCUUCUCAUCCCAUAUCUCCUCCUUCUUUCGGCCUACCGCAUCUUUUUACACCCGCUGAGGCGAUAUCCAGGACCAUGGCUUGCGAAGGUGACUGACGCAUAUGGGCCUGUCUACCGGCAGGGUCCGAACAGGCUCGUGUUCAACACUGCUACCGCCCUCAGAGAUAUCUACAACAACGAGCGAGUUGGCAAAUCGUUCGUCUAUACUCUGCUCGUAGGGGCGAAGACCUCCCCGAAUGUUUUCAACUGCCUCAACAAGAGCCUUCACCGCACCAAGCGGAAGGUCAUCGGUCAGGCCGUGACUGAACGAGCGACGCGUCUCUUCGAGCCCACCUUGCAACAGCAGGUUGACAUCUUCAUCGAGCAGCUUCGAUCUAGCAAAGAGCCCAUGGAUAUCACUCCUCGGCUCAGGUGGGUUGGGCUUGACACGAUAGGUCUCCUGGCCUUUGGGUUCGAAUUCAAUGUUCAGCGUGACCCAAAGCACCGGUUUGUGUUGGAUGGAAUAUUCGCAGGCAACUUCAAGAGCAACUGCCUCUUCCAGUUCCCCUUGCUCUACGACCUGGGCCUCGAAAAUUUGCUCGCCAGCAUCAGUGGCCGCAGCCGGAAGCGUUUCUUUGCCCUCCUGGAGCAAAUGACAUCAAGUCGCCUGGGUCAGGGAAAGCACGCUCGCAACGAUCUCGUUUCCUUCGUGGCCGAAGGGGCCCAAGGCGCAGCCAUGAAUGAUGCCAAAUUGCGUGAGCUGCUCUUCUCCGAGGGCAUCUUCUUCCUUGCCGCAGGCGGCGAUACCACUGCUGCUGCCACAGCCGCUUUAUUCUUCUACAUCACCAGAAAAAUCAAUUCUGAGACGUAUAAGAAGCUUGCGAAUGAGAUACGGACAACAUUCUCCAGUGCUGCCGAGAUUCACAGCGGCCCGAAACUUUCUGGCUGUCACUAUCUGCGUGCUUGUAUUGAUGAGGCGAUGCGCAUGGCACCACCAGUCCCCGGUAUUCCCUGGCGCCAGCUCGCUGAGGAUGACCCACAGAAAGGGCAACCAUUGAUUAUAGACGGGCAUCUCAUCCCACCUGGCACGCAGGUAGGCGUCAGCAUGUACGCACUUCACCACAACGAGAAGUACUUCCCCGAACCCUACAGAUUCCAGCCCGAGCGCUGGCUUUCCGAGAACGAAGCGCAAGUCGCGACGAUGCGCUCCGCCUUCGCCCCAUUCUCCAUCGGCUCACGCUCGUGCGCCGGCAAGGCGAUGGCGUACCUCGAGGCGAGCUUGGUCAUCUCCAAGACGAUCUGGCACUUUGACUUCGAGGCUGCGCCUGGGGAGCUGGGUCGCGUGGGCGGGGGCACGACCGGCAGGGUUGACGGAAGGGGAAGGCCGGAUGAGUACCAGCUCUUGGAUUUAGACGCGGCACCCGUGAUUACCAGCAGUGACGCCGCUCGAAGAGCUAUUUCUGACGUCCAGCACCGACACGUCGAUCUCCAGACUUCCGCCGGCGCUGUAGCACAGCAGCACGGCCUCGCCGUCCGUGGGUUCCGGAUGCGGGACCUGUCUCAGCCUCUGGAUCACCACCCACGUGGCCCGGCAGCCUAG